This is a messenger RNA of Puccinia graminis f. sp. tritici CRL 75-36-700-3, 1101 nucleotides long. RefSeq lists its product as uncharacterized. Bases 1 to 1101 code for a protein of 366 amino acids. The record is from RefSeq and is a predicted model, not a curated record. NCBI's taxonomy places the organism in Eukaryota, Fungi, Basidiomycota, Pucciniomycetes, Pucciniales, Pucciniaceae. The transcript is spliced from 5 exons. Gene Ontology annotation, molecular function: heme binding; peroxidase activity. Gene Ontology annotation, cellular component: cytosol.
AUGCCGAACUCGACAGUCUCUAUAUCUAACUUUUAUAUGCUCGUUCUAUUCAGCUUGCUAAGUAUCCAAGCUAUCAAGGCCGACAUGUCACCUAACCGGGUCGAUUUAAAAAACGUCCAAGGCGAUAUUAUCAUUGGUUUGCAAAAACGUUACGAGGCGUUCUGGUUUUGCAGUUUGAAAUCAGACCCAGGAUCAAUCGAAGGUUUUCGUAGAAAAUUGAAAAGCGACUUACUUCCGUUGAUCACAACGACGCAAGGCGUGAUUGACACACAAAGGGUUAUAGAUGAUUAUCAACAAAACCUGGAAGAAGGGGAAGCCAAAAAAUGGCUUCCGAUUACGCACGUUAAUUUAGGAUUUACUUAUGAUGGAUUGGAGAAGUUGGGCUUGAAGGCCGAGGAGAUCCCUAACGGCAAGAACGGAGUAUUUUUAAAAGGUCAAAAACUUGAUGCCAUCGACAACUUGGGAGACCCGGUAGAUCAAGCAGCGAAAAAAUUAAAAACAUGGUCUGAUGAUUUUUUGGAUGAAGUUAACCCGAUCGAUUUCGUCGUCUUGAUCACUGCCCCAAACUCGAAUUUACUAGAUCAAAAACUGGACCAGGUCCGCAGGAUGUUGGAUGGGUACUUGUCUAGAUCUUUUCUUCGCCAGGGUAAUGUCAGGCCUGGUAAUCAGUAUGGUAAUGAGCAUUUUGGAUACCCGGAUUCGAUUUCCAUCCCGAAGAUCAAAGGUGUAAAUGCUCGACCGGAAGAUGAAAAAGCCGGGAUAGUUGAACCAAAUGUGAUCUUACUAGGCUACCCCUCUCCCAAUGGGAACAACACUGAUCCCGAUUCCAAUCACGCAUGGCUCAAAGAUGGCUCGUUUAUGGUUUUCCGACAGCUCCAACAACUCGUACCCGAGUUUCAAACCUUUUGUGUUGAGACCGCUGAAAAAUUUGAACACUUGAACAUAUCUGGUGAAUUUAUUGGUGCUAGAAUCAUAGGCAGAUGGAAAUCAGGAGCACCGCUGAGCUUGGCUCCCAACGAGGAUAAUCCAGAAUUGAAAAAACAAACCCACGCAUUGGUGCUCGACCCAACGCAGAUCACAACCUCGUCUUACGUCGCCUGA